Messenger RNA from Drosophila subpulchrella, 682 nucleotides. RefSeq lists its product as uncharacterized. The record is from RefSeq and is a predicted model, not a curated record. Bases 23 to 550 code for a protein of 175 amino acids. Lineage: Eukaryota; Metazoa; Arthropoda; Insecta; Diptera; Drosophilidae. The transcript has 3 exons.
UUGUGAUCACAUCGAAAGCGGAAUGCGAUACUUUAUAGUACUUUUAUUUUUCGGAAUAGCCUGGCAAUGUAGUUUCGCAGCAGUACUGCCGAUUAAGCCUGAUUCCCCGUCAUUAUCAGUUUCCGAAAAAGAAGAGAAUGUUCAAUUGGAUAAUGUUUUGGGACCAAAUCUAUCAGAGGAAACUAAAACUAUUCCACUUCUAGCCCAUUUGGCUUCAUUGAGAACAAAUGAAGAGCCUUCGGUCAAAGAAAAUACUGAGAUGUUUGGCAAUGAAGACCAGCCUAAGACCGAAUCUCCGCCAUUAUCAAAUUUUGAAAAAGUAGAGCCACUUGAAUGGACUUUUCAUAGAGGACCUCCUCUAUCAGAGGAAACUAUAAAUAUACUAAGGGAGUUGCAUAAAAUGAGUAUUGAGAAAAAGGAAGUUCAAGUAUCGAUUCCCCAAUUUACUCAAAAGACUGAGCUAUCUCCACGAUUUUGGUUCUUCUUGGUCAAAUUGAUACUUGUUAUAUUAUUUUUGACUUGUUGGCUUAUCAGCAAAUAUGAUUCGUAAAUGCUGUGGACAAAAUAAAAAUUAAUUUCGAUUACUGCUUGAAUUCUACUUUGCCACUUUUUUUAGAUUACCUUCAGAUUACAGAUUUUAAGAAUUUUUGAAAUAUGGUAAAAUGUGCUAUUUAAAAAAAAA